GUCUCCUCUCCUGUCUGGUGGCUCCAUUGGUCUCACUUCCUGGAGGGAAUCAGGCCAUGGCUUGGAUCCUGCUUCUGCUGCUGUCAGCUGAAUGUCUGCAAGUUCGUAACUCAGCAAGAUCCAACAAAGUAAAUGCCUUUGGAUUCAAACAACCAGCAAACCUCUCUGGUGUACAGGGCGGCUCCAUCGAGAUCCACUUCUCUUUCUACUUCUCCUGGGAGUUGGCAGAGGAUCCACAGAUGAGGAUUCUCUGGAGAUGGAAGCACUUCCAUGGGGAAUAUAUCUACAACUCCAACCCACCUAUCACACAUAAGCAUUUCAAGAACUGGCUAAUCCUGAAUGGGACACAGCCUCAGACAUCUGGAGUCCUCAGAAUCCUGGACUUGAAGAAGGAGGAUCAGACAGUGUACUUCUGCCGAGUUCAUCUGAACACAAAAAAAGGCAUGGAGGAGUUUCAGUCGAUUCAUGGAACCCAACUCACCAUCACUCCUGGUGAGCACAUCCCAGCCCCCAAGACCACCUCUGCAAGCCCCACCACUGCAACUUCUGCACUCACCAGAACUGCCCUCACAGCCACAGAAGGGAAGAUGAACAGGAAGAAAGAGAGCCUGGGUCUGGGAACCACAGUUGGGUUGACAGUGGCUGCUGCUGUACUCCUGGCUGGGGUUUUGGGAUUGAUGGUGUUCCUCAGGUGGAGGAGAAGGAAAGGACAGAGGGACCAAAGCCGAAACCCCCAGCCAGGGACCUCAUUGAAAACACUGAGGAUGUUGAACCUGAAGGACAAUAUGUGGACCCAACGAGAUCCCCACG
Molecule: messenger RNA, 810 nt
Organism: Onychomys torridus (southern grasshopper mouse)
Lineage: Eukaryota; Metazoa; Chordata; Mammalia; Rodentia; Cricetidae
Product: paired immunoglobulin-like type 2 receptor beta-2
Exons: 6
Molecular function (GO): MHC class I protein binding
Source: RefSeq, a predicted model, not a curated record